UACACACUGAGACUGAUCACAUGAUCAUAUGCAAAUGCAGCUAUAUACAGAAAUAGAUUUUCUAAACAGUAAGUUAAUUAGGUUAGCUAACUGGGUGACCAAAACAAAAGGUGAAUGGGAAUUCACACCUAGACAAUGGUUUGAUGAAUUAGGAGCUCACUACCGAGCAGACGGUCCGGCUCCUUCAAUGCACUACUGAGCAGACGGUCCAGCUCCUUCAAUUCACAUGUCUAGUUCAGAAUCAACAACUAGGAAUAGUCUUCAUAUGGCUGAUAAAUAUUAUUGUCCCAUCUGAAUUAAUUCAAGCCGCAUUCUCAACGUCCAUCAGUCACCCUGUGCCACUAAGAGACUCGGGGUGA
Staurois parvus is the source of this 359-nucleotide messenger RNA. Lineage: Eukaryota; Metazoa; Chordata; Amphibia; Anura; Ranidae. The record is from the annotation of a GenBank genome assembly.